GAAUUGAAUUCUGCAACUGUCACAAAAAUAAUAAUAAUAAUAAUAACUAUUUUUCCCUCUAUUUAUGUGUUGCAAUCAUCGCCACUUUUUAUUUUAUUGCAUAGCAAAUACUAAUAUUCUUGUGCGGAUUCUACUAAUCUCAUUUGCAAGAAAACUCAUAAAAGAAACCAAACUUUGUUAUUUACUCCAUUUCUUGGAUCUCUCUAAGAAUUGUUUGUCUAUUUCUCCAAUAUAUGUAACAUCAUGUGUUGAUUAAAUGAUACAAAGUGGCCUAACAAAAAGGCUAACUUUUUGAUUAAGCAAAAAAAAAAAAGAAAAAAGAAAAAAAAAAAGAUGAGUAGUAUUACUAGUAGCUGUUAUUCAAAUUUGAUAUUGAAGAAGAGAGAAUCAAGAAUCAAUGGAGGAUUUCAUUUACAGUAUAAUGGACUUAGAGCUAUUGAAACUGUACAAAUGCCAGCAAGCUCUGUUGCUUAUAGGCCAAAAGCUGUAAAAUGUGGAAGAAUCAGAGCCAUGUCCUCUCCAGCUGUUUCAGCUCCCAAAAGAGAGACGAACCCGAAGAAAAGGAUUGUCAUAACCGGAAUGGGCCUUGUUUCAGUCUUUGGAAGUGAUAUCGAUAAAUUUUACAACAAACUUCUCGAGGGACAGAGUGGAAUCACUUUAAUAGACAGAUUUGAUGCCUCAAGUUACACAGUUAGGUUCGCGGGACAGAUUCAUGGUUUCUCCUCUGAAGGCUACAUAGACGGGAAGAAUGAUCGUCGUUUAGAUGACUGCUGGAGAUACUGUCUUGUUGCUGGAAAAAGGGCCCUCGAAGAUGCUAACCUUGGCCAACAAGUUCUUGAUACCAUGGACAAAACGAGGAUCGGGGUCUUGGUUGGGUCGGGCAUGGGAGGGUUAAAAGUUUUCACCGAUGGGGUGGAAGCCUUGGUGCAAAGGGGAUACAAGAAAAUUAGUCCAUUUUUCAUUCCUUACUCAAUCACUAACAUGGGAUCAGCAUUGUUGGCUAUAGACACUGGACUAAUGGGACCAACUUACUCUAUCUCAACGGCUUGUGCAACUGCCAACUACUGCUUUUACGCAGCUGCCAAUCACAUUAGAAGGGGCGAAGCUGAUAUUAUGGUAGCAGGUGGAACGGAAGCUGCUGUUACGACUACUGGUGUUGGUGGUUUCAUAGCUUGUCGGGCCUUGUCCCAAAGAAAUGAUGAACACGAAAAGGCUUCAAGGCCAUGGGACACGAAUCGUGAUGGAUUUGUCAUUGGUGAAGGCUCCGGUGUCCUGGUGAUGGAAAGUUUGGAGCAUGCCUUGAAAAGAGGUGCUCCUAUCAUAGCGGAAUACUUGGGAGGUGCUGUCACGUGUGAUGCUCAUCACAUGACCGAUCCUCGUGCUGAUGGACUUGGAGUCUCGUGUUGCAUGGUUAAGAGUUUGGUAGAUGCGGGAGUUUCCCCAGAAGAGGUGAACUAUAUAAAUGCUCAUGCAACAUCAACUCUUGCUGGAGAUUUGGCUGAGGUCAAUGCCAUCAAGAAGGUCUUCAAGGACAGCUCGGAAAUCAAAAUGAACGGGACAAAG
Molecule: messenger RNA, 1563 nt
Organism: Capsicum annuum
Lineage: Eukaryota; Viridiplantae; Streptophyta; Magnoliopsida; Solanales; Solanaceae
Product: 3-oxoacyl-[acyl-carrier-protein] synthase I, chloroplastic
Biological process (GO): fatty acid biosynthetic process
Molecular function (GO): 3-oxoacyl-[acyl-carrier-protein] synthase activity
Source: RefSeq, a predicted model, not a curated record